GAGCUCCGGAGGGAGCUGUGGCUGCUUUACGUCCAGCCGCGACUGUCGUGAAAGCGAGGGGCACGCCUGACGGCAGCACUGUCGCGAACGCUCGCAAGGACAGCCAUGCCACUUCUCGAUCUCCAGAACCAGCUGGGCAUUGAUGUUGACAGGUGGUUGCUCGUCGGGAGUUCCAAGCAGCCCCACAAGCAGGCCACUUUGUGCUUUGCCUUUCAGAAGGAGUGGCUGGAGUGUUCUGAUGGCAUUGGAUCUGUAAGGGCAAAGAAGGAGUGCCAGCAGGAGAUGGAGGAUCUUGCUGAAUGUCUAAGCAAGAAAAAAAUGGUGAAGCGAAUGAUGGCGAUUCAAGCACAGAGGGAGAAGCUGAUAAAGGAGGGAAAAUACACCCCUCCUGACAACCAUUCUGGCAAAUUUGACCCCACACCUUGAACUUUUGCUGCUUACCCUGGAGGAAGCAGAGCAGGAGUCACUUCCCAGUCUCUCUCUCUUCCUUUUUUUUUUUUUAAGAGUUCUAUCACUAAUGUAUCAACAACUUCUGGUUAGCAUGGAGACAAUUGACUUUAGUCAUUUUCCUUUAGCUGCCAACCGCUCCUCUGUGUCUAGUGAAGUGGCAGACUGUUCCUGGCUUGAAUAAAACUGCCUCUUUGGGUCUUGAACAUUAA
This is a messenger RNA of Podarcis muralis (Common wall lizard), 659 nucleotides long. RefSeq names its product NADH:ubiquinone oxidoreductase subunit S5 (gene NDUFS5). Lineage: Eukaryota; Metazoa; Chordata; Lepidosauria; Squamata; Lacertidae. The record is from RefSeq and is a predicted model, not a curated record. Gene Ontology annotation, biological process: mitochondrial respiratory chain complex I assembly. Gene Ontology annotation, cellular component: respiratory chain complex I.